UAUAUUUUAGUGACUAUAUAUUUUGUCGUAUCUAAGAUAAUUAUAUACAUACUUCUAGAGUUCAUUAUUACAGAAAAGAAGCUUCAUUUUGGUUUAAUUUGUGUUUUUAAACAUAAUUGGUUUAUUCUGAACAGAUUGAAACUUUUGGUUGAAGCUUCUAAGCAGAUUUUGUCAAAACAAAAGUAAUAGUGUCAUGGCAAGUAAAAUGUUUACAGAAAAAAUAUGGUUAAGUUACUACUUCAGCAAUCUAAACCUGGAAUGAGACCAGAAAAAAUCGAAGCUUUGUUACAAGAUGCCCAACACUCUCCAGUUGAUGCGAAUAGCGCUUACAGAUCAACCCAUGUUCCGAACCACUAAACGCAGAAACCCUCUCUCUGAUCGCACCAACACUCUUAACUCUUCUUCUUCUCCACUUUCCAUAAACCCUAUCAAACCCAAACCCAAAUCCAAACCUCCUUCUACUUAUUCCAAACCUCGCCUUAAUAAACCUUCUUCAUGCGCCUCUUCUACCAACGCUUCCACAAAUCUCCAAAGCACUUCUUCGAACCCUGCCGUUGCUCCUCCUCCGCCUUCGUCGCCGAAAACCUCGUCUCCUCCCGGGAAUUUUGUUGAUCUUGAGGAUUUUGAGCCUAUUUCAGUAACCUACGGCCGAAGAAGUGCUCCAAAUAAAAGGAAGGAUAAAGGGAAGGCUUUGGCAUUUCCUGACAUCAGCACACCCAUUUUGAAGCUCUCUGAUACAAGCAGCCCGAAAACUGAUGGUGGUAAAAGUGCAAAUCUACCUAAAGCCAAGGCAUUGACAAGUCCUUUGAGAAAGAAGCAGCGCACCACAUCAUCAGAACAUACCACAUCAUCAGAAGAUACGUUCAAGGAUUCCGAGCUGCAAGAUUACAUUGAAAAACAGAAAGCCUACUUCAAAAUGAUUGAUGAAUUUGAAACGAUGGAAGAGGAAGUUGAAACAGAUGAUGAACCGCAUGAAGUGGCAAAGAUGCGAUCCAAGUGUAACUAGCAGCUAGAACGUUGUUUUUUGUUUAGCUAGUUGUAUAGUAAUGAUAUACCAGUUUUCUAAACGAUAUAACUUCAACCCCUCUAACAAAAUAUAAUAUUCUUGUAAACCUUUUGGUCAUGAUGAAUUCCUGAAUUCACAGAGAUGCAAAUUGUAUGGAUAAGCUGAAUAAAUAUUAUGAUUCCUUUCAUUGCAUCUUAGCAUGAUGACAAAUUUAUAGUUACAAGAUCACUAUAACC
Messenger RNA from Arachis stenosperma, 1242 nucleotides. Its product is annotated as pectinesterase inhibitor 10-like. The record is from RefSeq and is a predicted model, not a curated record. The transcript has 5 exons. The coding region runs from base 293 to 1006 and encodes 237 amino acids. NCBI's taxonomy places the organism in Eukaryota, Viridiplantae, Streptophyta, Magnoliopsida, Fabales, Fabaceae.